GCACGUCAUGAGGUCAUGAAGUCGCAAUCAAAAUAAUAAUCCGAAAAAUAAAUAGAGUAAAAUCCGAUUGAAGUCGUGUUUAAUCUUUGCAUUAAACUCUCUCUCUAGCAGUGAAAGACUGAUCUGGCAACCCGAAAGCUUUCAUAUGAUCGAGGAAAUGGCAAUCUCAAACAAAAUCGCCGAGGAAGGGCAAGUUAAGACGGUGAAGGGAGGCAAAUGUUUUUAUUUGAAAAAAAUGAUCGGAGAUUACAUAGACACGGCUGUUCGCAUCGGAGCUACCGUGUUUCUGGCCGACUUCCUUAAACGCCUUUACCAUUGCGGCGUGGAAUAUUGGCGCUAUGUCAACUACUAUUUGCCCGAGGAUCGGCUGUGGACUAUUUUGCGUCGGGGCUAUGCGUACAGCAAUAAAUCGGUCUACCUCAUCAUGGCCUUCCUUCUCGUGGGAUUCUCGCGGACAUCUAUGACCGGCGAUUUCAGAAUCAUUAUUCCUACAGCCACCUUUUUGGUCUAUAUGCCACUCUACUGGGUGUUCAGUGAUCUAGGUCACAGCACCCUCACCUACUCAAAAUGGAUUAGGGAGCCGCACGGGCUGGACUAUGCGGAGGGCAUGGCAUCGAACUACUUCCACGGAUACAUUAAGCUGGCCCUGCCCGAGCUCAAGAACGAUGGCCUUAAACAUCGGAUGGCGGUCUAUGAGGAUAAAAACAAUGUCACUUUCGGAAUUGACCGACUGGUUAUCCUUAUUCCCGACGAAAUGUGGGUCAAAGGCGAUUUCGACAGCAAAUUGUUGGAAAAAACUACGCCCCUAGAGACGAGAUUCAUUAACCGAGCCGGAGUGUAUCGUCCUUUUAAGCAUGACGUCUACAAGCUGACCCGGAAGGUUAAUGGGAUGAAUUAUUACUUUGCCAUUGAGGGUGCCACGCCAAUGUUGUCCUUCUAUGACGCUAUGCAAUCUACCUUGUCGGCCACCUGGCAGAUGCGAGAGCUGAAGCGGGAGAUAUGGCUCAAGUUCGCUAAGCAUUUGAAGAAGCUUAUUUCCAAAUGCCCGGAGACCAGAAACGAAGUGCAUCUCCUCGUGUACAGUUCGCAUGAUAAGCAUGGUAAUCUUGUUGACGUCGGAGACAUGUUAAUCGAUCACAUCCGGAACAAAACUGAAACUUUAAGUUUGGGAAACGAGAAAUAUGACAAAAUCAGUAAUAUCAGUAAUAUAUAAUAUGUAAUUAGG
Drosophila serrata is the source of this 1225-nucleotide messenger RNA. RefSeq names its product transmembrane protein sting (gene Sting). The record is from RefSeq and is a predicted model, not a curated record. Lineage: Eukaryota; Metazoa; Arthropoda; Insecta; Diptera; Drosophilidae. Gene Ontology annotation, cellular component: endoplasmic reticulum membrane; autophagosome. Gene Ontology annotation, molecular function: 2',3'-cyclic GMP-AMP binding; cyclic-di-GMP binding. Gene Ontology annotation, biological process: activation of innate immune response; innate immune response; autophagosome assembly.